GCUUCUUCGUCUCCUCCCUCUCGUUUCCCUCCUCCUAAAAGAGAGGAGCGGUGUCCUCUUCGCUCCCACACGUUGCGGCUCCGCCCACCUCUCCCCUCUCCUAGGGUUUCCACAAACUGAAGGGGGAAGAGAACGAUGGUGGGGUGUUCGCGCCACAACCUCCCCUCUUGGAUGAGCGCGGCGUCGCGGGUCGACUUCGACAACCUCCCGCGCCCGGCGCCCGGCGGCGACGCGGGAUCGGCGGCCGACGCGGAGUUGGGGUUCGCCGAGCGGGCGCUCUCCGCCGCCGGAGCCGCGUUCCUCUCCGCGAUCAUCGUCAACCCCCUCGAUGUGGCGAAGACGAGGUUACAGGCGCAGGCGGCUGGGGUUCCGUAUUAUCACCCCUCGCAGCAUCAAUGUGGACGAAUGGCGUCCCUCGGGCCGAGCGAAAUGCUUUCAGAUUUCAGAUGUUCACCAACAUGUACUCGCAGUGUAAUAUUUGGGACAGAGCCAGUCUGCCCCUCUGAUUGUUUUCAGUACAAAGGAACUUUGGACGUCUUUUUUAAAGUAGUUAGACAGGAGGGAUUUGCUAGAUUAUGGAGGGGCACAAAUGCAGGCUUAGCAUUAGCUAUACCAACAGUUGGAAUAUACUUACCCUGUUAUGACAUAUUUCGCAACUGGAUUGAAGAUUUCACAACCUGCAAUGCUCCUAGUUUAACACCAUAUGCUCCACUAGUUGCAGGUUCAGUUGCACGCUCAUUAGCAUGCAUAGCUUGUUCUCCAAUAGAGCUGGCAAGGACACGCAUGCAGGCAUAUAAAGAGUUUCAAACUGGAGUGAAGGCCCCUGGAAUGUGGAAAACAUUACUUGGUGUUCUAUCACCAUUAAAGAAUACAAGUCAAACUAUACAAAACUAUCGUAUUCUGUGGACUGGUGUGGGUGCACAACUUGCUCGUGAUGUUCCUUUUUCUGCUAUAUGCUGGGGUACUCUUGAGCCGACUCGUCGGAAACUCCUUGCUUUAGUUGGUGAGGAGGGCAAUGCAGCUAGCGUUUUAGGAGCAAAUUUCUCAGCUGGUUUUGUAGCAGGUACUCUUGCUGCUGCUGCUACAUGCCCCCUAGAUGUUGCAAAAACAAGGAGACAAAUUGAGAAGGAUCCAGAGAAGGCUAUGAAAAUGACUACAAGGCAAACAUUAUUGGACAUUUGGAGGAGUGGCGGAGUGAAGGGUCUCUUCACAGGUGUAGGCCCACGAGUUGGGCGGGCUGGGCCCUCUGUUGGGAUCGUCGUUUCCUUUUACGAAGUGGUUAAGUAUGUCUUACACCAAAGGAACACAUCAUGAUCAACACACAGUUCGCUUACAAGGUUCCAUCUACGUAAUAUUAUUAGAAGCGCCAAUAGUCUGCAGUAGUCGGCAGAUUGACACGAGCUGCGACAUCCGUGGCAUGGUGAUAUUGACAAAGUAGGAAUAAAUUACUCAUCAAGCAGACACAUUGGACUCGGUUCAUCCGUAGUGUAGUGAUAUUGACAAAGUAGGAAUAAAUUACUCAUCAAGCAGACGCACUGGACUCGGUUAAUGUUCGUAUGACUGACUCAUCAGAUUCAAUGAAACUGCACUGCCAACAGAAGUAUAUACUUCGCUAAUUUCAUGAUCAGUUUUACUCAAUUCCUUUAGAAAGAUGAAGUCUUAUUGGGAUUCGAAACUGUUAAGGGUUCAUCAGGAGUCGCCGCACCUUUGUGUUCCGUGGUCAACCAAAAGUGCUUACCAAAUUUUGUCGAAGAUAUUAAAUCAUCUCAUCUCUGUUAGAUCGAGAGAAGCCUCAGUUUUUCUUUCAGAGAUUAUGUUGUAGGGGCUAAUUUUCUCUCUUUUUUUCUUUUUCUUUUUUUUCCUUUUUUCAUUUCUUAAACCAUAAGUGAAACACCCAUUUUACGUUUUUAUUGUUACCAAUUCAUUUAUGUGCUUUCCAAUGUUUGUGUGGUC
Molecule: messenger RNA, 1953 nt
Organism: Ananas comosus (pineapple)
Lineage: Eukaryota; Viridiplantae; Streptophyta; Magnoliopsida; Poales; Bromeliaceae
Product: mitochondrial carrier protein MTM1-like
Biological process (GO): mitochondrial transmembrane transport
Source: RefSeq, a predicted model, not a curated record